CUUCAGGAAAAAAGAAACUGUCUCCUGAUGCAGCUGGAAGAAGCCACCUGCCUAAUGUCCUAUCUCCAGUCCCAGUUACAAAGCCUGUCCGCCAGCACCCUGACCGUCUCCUCGGGGAGCAGCCGCGGCUCCCUGGCCUCCAGCCGCGGCUCCCUGGCCUCCAGCCGGGGCUCCCUGAGCUCCGUCAGCUUCACCGACAUCUACGGCCUCCCGCAGUACGAGAAGCCCGACGCCGAGGGCGGCCCGCUCCUGCGCUUCGACCUCGUCUCCUUCGACUCCCUGCGCCGGGACGCCCCCUUGGCGGAGGCCCCGGGCCCCGCGGGCCUCCACAAACACACGCGCUCCCUGGACACGCCGCAGUCCCUGGCGUCCCUGUCCUCGCUGUCCCCGCCCAGCUCGCGCUUGGACACGCCCUUCCUCCCGGCCUCGCGAGACUCGCCCCUGGCCCAGCUCGGGGACGCCUUCGAGGUGGCGGGCCUGGGCGCCCUGGACAGGCUGUGCGCUCAGGCCUCCGCCUUGGGGGACGAAGACCCGCCGGGCGCGGCGUCCCUGCCGCCGCACGGGUGCCCCGGGGACGGGGAAGGACCUCGCGAGCGAGGACCCCAAGCGGCUGCCGCUCCCACGGCUGCACGUACCAAACUGAGGGAAGACAGCGCCCAGAGGCUGGAGCGGAGAGCGUGCUGCGUGUCUGCCUGCCUGUCCGAUUACUCGCUGGCCAGCGACAGCGGCGUGUUUGAACCUGCCACCAAAAGGAGUGAGGAUGCCGACGAGCCUGUGCCUGGAGACGCUUGCGGUAACGAGGGGCCCCAGAUCCAUGUUGGAUUUUUGCACGACAGUGCCAGCGAGUGUCUCCUCGUGAACGUGCUCCAACUGAAGAACUUUGCCGGGCUGGUGGUGAAGGAAGACUGCAAAAUGGAGAAGGAAAUCUGUGUUGUCUCCGGUGGGGAGAUGGGUGCCCGAUGGGGGUGUGAGGUCCCACUUACCCUGGCGGGUGAACCCACCUGUGAUGGGUGCUCAGGCCUGACGGUGCCUUCCCCUUCCGUGAGUCGUCUUUGUAAACUGGCCUCCCGAAGGCCUUGGAAGCAGCCUGGUGUUCAGCGGCUGAGGGUCAGUUCUUCGGACUUUCUUUUGGUGUUUAAUGAAGUUUUCAAAAUCCCUGUGCAGUCAAACAUGGUGAUGUUGGAGUCCCUUCAGUUAUACAUGUGCUCAGUGAAUCCGCAGCUGCAGGAAGAACUGCUGGGCAUUGCUCAGAUUAACUUGGCUGAUUACGAUGGUUCGAGCGAGAUGCAGCUGCGCUGGUACUCGGUGCAGGUGUUCACCGGCCCCGAGCCGCCCCGGCGGGAGGACGAGCGGCUGGGGCACAGCGACUUCCGGGACCCUGCACACACCACGUCUGGAAAGACAGACGCGGUGACGGUGCUGCUGGCGAGAACCACGGCCCAGCUGCAGGCGGUGGAGAGAGAGCUGGCCGAGGAGCGGGUGAAGCUGGAGUACACGGAGGAGGAGAUCCUGGAGAUGGAGCGCACGGAGGAGCAGGCCGAGGCCGUGUCCGAGAGGAGUUGGCAAGCCGACUCGGUGGACAGUGGCUGUAGCAGCUGCGCCCAGACCAGCCCCCCGCACCCAGAGCCCUGCUGCGUUGCUGUCAGCUCCAUCCACGGACACACGUUUGCUGGCCAGGCAGACCCUUACGGCCCCGAGAAACUUCAGCCCCCGCCUCUGAAGGUAGGCAGAAAAGGACAAAGGAUUUCGCGGAGCCCCUGACGUUUUGCCGCACAGCACCAGGCGCUGCCCUGGAAGGAGGGGCUGUGUGCCCUACGCGCGAGGGAAUUGAAGUGAGUGGCCUCAGAUCUGUAAACAGCAGGUACCAUGGAAACGU
Molecule: messenger RNA, 1876 nt
Organism: Eubalaena glacialis (North Atlantic right whale)
Lineage: Eukaryota; Metazoa; Chordata; Mammalia; Artiodactyla; Balaenidae
Product: protein WWC3-like
Exons: 11
Coding region: 28-1761 (577 amino acids)
Biological process (GO): regulation of DNA-templated transcription; negative regulation of organ growth; regulation of hippo signaling
Cellular component (GO): cytoplasm
Molecular function (GO): molecular adaptor activity; kinase binding
Source: RefSeq, a predicted model, not a curated record